AUGGCUCAGGAAUCACUUCUAUCGCUCGUUCAAAAAUGGCUCCAGUGGGACCAGAACCCCAAUACUCGAGCGGAAAUAGAGCACCUUCGAGAUGCUAAUGAUGAAAACGCCUUGGAGCUGUGCCUCCGAAACCGCAUUGAAUUCGGUACGGCGGGCUUGCGUGGCCGUAUGGCAGCGGGGUUUUCUUGCAUGAAUUCCUUGACCGUCAUUCAAGCCUCUCAGGGACUGGCGAGCUUUAUCCGCAAUCAACGGCCUGAAAUUGCAGCCAGUGGCGUGGUCAUUGGAUAUGACGCGCGCCAUAAUUCUCGUAGAUUUGCUGAGCUUGCUGCCAAUGCCUUCAUUGCUUUGCAGAUCCCCGUCUACUUUUUCUCUCAAACAUCGCCAACUCCGAUGGUUCCUUUUGGUAUCAACUACUUUAAAGCCGCUGCAGGUAUAAUGGUGACAGCAAGCCAUAACCCACCUCAAGACAACGGUAUGUUACAAGCUGACUUGGCCCUGCUCAGUUAUUCUAGCAAUGGGGCCCAGAUCAAUCGGCCAGAAGAUGGAGAGAUAGCCCAAUCUAUUCUCGAAAACCUCGAACCAUGGUCAGGUGCAUGGAAUGACCUUCAACCUGGCGAAUACCUGCAUGGCGACGCAUACGAAGCUCUCAUCCUUCCAUACAGAGCCCAAGUCAAAGAAUACGCAAUUUCGACAGUUUCAAAGUGGAGAGAGCUCAGCUCCUUCAUCUAUACUCCACUUCAUGGUGUGGGAGGCUUAGUGCUUCCUGACGUAUGCAGCUCACUUGGUGUGGUUGACUUUGUACCCGUCCGUCUUCAAGCAGCGCCGGAUCCUGAGUUCCCCACGGUUAAGUUUCCCAAUCCCGAAGAGGCUGGGGCUCUCGACCUGGCCAUAGAGGCAGCAGACCAGGAAGGGAGGACUCUCAUCAUUGCCAAUGACCCAGAUGCUGAUCGAUUUGCAGCGGCAGAGAAGGUGAAUGGCGAAUGGUUUCUUUUUACUGGAAACCACAUGGGUGUUCUGUUGGGAUCUCAUAUACUUGAUUCAUUGGACAGCAGCAAAGAUCUGUCCCAGACUACAUUCUUGACCACCACUGUUUCUAGUGGCAUGCUGGAAAAAAUGGCAAAGUCCAAAGGAGCUCAGUUUCAAGAAACGUUAACUGGCUUCAAAUGGAUGGGUAACGUUGCUAGAGACCUAGAACAGACUGGGAAGACUGUUCCGUUUGCCUAUGAGGAGGCACUCGGGUACAUGUUUCCUGCAGUUUGCUACGACAAGGAUGGAAUCACAGCCGCCUCCGUUUUUCUGGUAGCACAUGCAAAAUGGAGAUCUCAGGGGUUGACUGCACAAGCGAAACUUCACCAGCUAUUUGCGGAAUUCGAUCAUCACGAGACAUUGAACAACUACUUUCGGUCUCCCAGCUCAGACCUGACGCUUGAAUUGUUCCGUGGGAUUCGAAGCGGCUCCUUUCUUUCCACGCGAGAGUUUGGCAAAUACAAAAUUCUCCGCUGGAGAGACCUAACAGAAGGAUUUGAUUCCGCCUCUUCAGAUAAUAAGCCUGAUCUACCAGAAGAUCCCACGAGUCAAAUGUUGACCCUUUGGCUUGAAGGAGGUGUACGCUUUACGAUUAGAGGCUCGGGCACUGAGCCAAAAGUCAAAUUCUAUAUCGAAAGUUGCGGCGCCUCUCGUGACAACGCUGUUAAGGCUGUCUGUGAGACAUUCGUCACCAUUUUGACCGAAUGGGUUCAGAAAUAUACCCCUUCCAUGACCCACAGUAACCAGCUUCCCACCUCGUCAGGUCAUGUUCUUGAAAUCGAUGAGAAAUGA
This is a messenger RNA of Penicillium verhagenii, 1818 nucleotides long. RefSeq names its product phosphoribomutase PRM15. Gene Ontology annotation, biological process: purine ribonucleoside salvage; carbohydrate metabolic process. Bases 1 to 1818 code for a protein of 605 amino acids. The record is from RefSeq and is a predicted model, not a curated record. Gene Ontology annotation, molecular function: magnesium ion binding; phosphopentomutase activity. The transcript has 10 exons. Lineage: Eukaryota; Fungi; Ascomycota; Eurotiomycetes; Eurotiales; Aspergillaceae.